Rubroshorea leprosula is the source of this 700-nucleotide messenger RNA. NCBI's taxonomy places the organism in Eukaryota, Viridiplantae, Streptophyta, Magnoliopsida, Malvales, Dipterocarpaceae. The record is from the annotation of a GenBank genome assembly.
GGGAGAAGAAAAGAGAGAAAGAUCUAAGGAGACAGGGGAGAAGAUAGAAGAAAAAGAAGAAAAGAUGCAAAUGGAUGAAGUACCGCUGCAAGGCGUCGAAGGAUGUGGAGUUGGAAUUCUAGUCAUUGAUGUCAGCGCAAGAGUUUUGGUUGAGAGGCAUAAAGAGGACAUCGCUAAGGUUGGGGAUUUGUUAAAUGAGGAAUGCUACGGGCAAUCGCCGCCAGCACUCGCCAACGAACACCCGCUUAAUGGCUUUUCCACGUCACCAUCACUUUAGAUGAGUUACCGGAAACUUAGAAUAGCCGGUUCCUUUAUUUCUUUUUGGAAUUGUGCAAUCAUCUGACAUCUUUCAUACUUCUUAUUGAAAAGUCUUAUAGAGGAAGGAACUCUGAAAGACUCCAUAGAAACUGAAAAACUUCUGCCAUUAACUUCGCGCCGGCGCCAUGGCUAGUAGUUAAAAAUGAUUUAUGAGCUUAAUUUUAGCAUUUUAGCUUCAUCUUCUACCAUAGAAAGAGCUUGGACUCCAUAGAAAAUAUGCAGGCGUGCAAGAGCUUCAAGCAUGGGACACUUUUGAAAAAAAAAGUUCACUUUUGUUUAUAGAGGAUAUAUAAUGUCUGCCUGUUGUUAAUCUAUUUGAUGAUGGAGUUAUGAUAUGUAAGAAUUUUAUCUUGUGAUUAAGUUAUAAAAUAUUUACUUUUCA